Molecule: messenger RNA, 3200 nt
Organism: Polistes dominula (European paper wasp)
Lineage: Eukaryota; Metazoa; Arthropoda; Insecta; Hymenoptera; Vespidae
Gene: HisCl1
Product: Histamine-gated chloride channel subunit 1
Biological process (GO): monoatomic ion transmembrane transport
Cellular component (GO): membrane
Molecular function (GO): extracellular ligand-gated monoatomic ion channel activity; transmembrane signaling receptor activity
Source: RefSeq, a predicted model, not a curated record
AAAAAGAGAGAGAGAGAAAGAGAGAGAAAGUCACAAUCUCGUUCGUUUUCUCGUGUAUAGAGAAUCUCAUUAGACCGAGGAAAGUGUGACUGUGUCGAAUGCAUACACCUGAAAUAACCUGAGAAGUACACUCGCGCGCAAGUCUACGGCAUAUAUCGAGAAUAAAAGAGGGAAAGGUGUGUAAGUUGAAGACACUAUUGCCACAGUAUCGGCCGCGGCUAUUUCCCGUGUUCUCCACAGCAGCCUCUUCUGCUACGAGGACACACGUAAAGGCACAACGACGUGAACAACGAGAAGUUUCACGCAAAAAGGCCGAACACACGAAUACAGACACAGACACAGAAGAGCAACCCUUCGACAGAAGCGCGCGCGCUCACACAUACAAAUGCACAAAUACAAACAUAAUACACAGUAACGGCCGUGUUUCAAUCUAUCUCUCUCUCUCUUGCACCGAUGAAAGAGAAGAGUAGGGCUUAAUCAGUUAGUCGAUAGGCAAAUUGGCUUAGAGACACCGACCAACCGGGUGGUUUACAGAAGCAGCAACCACCGUGCAGUGGCCAGUGGUUGAGUGGCGAACCAACUGUCUCUCUUUUUCUCUCUUUCUUUAUCUUACUAUCCCUGCCUAUCUCUAUCUCUCUAUCUCUCUCUCUCUCUUUCUCUCUCUCUCUUUCUCUCUCUCUCUCUCUCUCUCUCUCUCUUUCUAUCUAUCUAUUAUUCGGUUUUCCGUAAAACGAUCGACAAGUUCUACGGUGACGACGAGAGAACGACAGUUGCGUGUCCUCGAUCGUCGUUCCAGGGGUUUCCUCGAGGAAUCGUGCGAGGAAAGGAGAGAAAGAGAGAAAUAAAACAAAAAAAAAAGAAAAAGGGCCGAAAUGAAUAAUUCCGUGAACAAUGUUAUAAACUUCCUUUGAAAUAAGUAAAAAGAAGAAACAAAAAUAGGAAUAACGAGGAAUAUUUUAGUGUUCGUAAAUCUGGUAGCCACGUGCAAUGACAACUAAAUACUAUUACUAUUGGUAUCAAAGGAGACGAGAGAAUCCAGUGAAUUGUGUCUAAAGUUUAUCACCAUUGUGCUUAGAGAUCGAUGAUCUUUCGCGACAAACUGGACCGACUUCGGAUCGACGAUCGCUCGAUCGGUAACUCGCUCGUACCUUUGAUCGCAUAUGUGAGAAAACAACGUUGGAACUGUUGGAAUUCAUCCUUGUGACAACGUCGUCAAACGUAUAUACGAAAGGGUUCCUCUAUUUAACAACGAAUACCAAAACUGUUUGCGAUCUGGAUUGGCUGUGCGAGCCUCGAUUUAAAUAUAGACAACGACGACGACUACUACUAGGACGCAGUGGAUUGGGAGAGGAAAAUCGGCACGAUAGAAUGUGCAGCUGUUCGGAAUGACGAGACACUCUCUGGUGAUCCUAUGCUGCUACCUGUACACGCUGUUUGACAUGGCAGCCUUACAUUUUCCCGAGAAAGUAUGUGAACCGGUUCUUUCCACGGAGGUCGAAGGGUGGCAUAUUAAAGUCGAUAGCCUAUCGUCUAGUACAAUUCGACUUUCGGCGAGAAAGCGCGGGUACCGGUUUUUUCCCAAGAUCGAAAGAGAAGCCGACCAAGAAGAUUACGGUAGGAAAGAGGCAUCUCUAUCGUUAAGAGACAUCCUACCGAUAAAUCCGAAGCAAUACGACAAGCACAGAGCACCGAAAUUUUUGGGACAACCUACUAUCGUUUAUUUUCACGUCACCGUUCUCAGCCUAGAUUCUAUUAACGAAGAAUCCAUGACCUACGUCGCAGAUAUUUUUUUGGCUCAAAGCUGGCGUGACUCUAGAUUAAGAUUGCCAGAGAAUAUGUCGGAAGAGUACAGAAUAUUGGACGUUGAUUGGUUGAACAAUAUUUGGAGACCCGAUUGUUUUUUCAAGAACGCGAAAAAAGUUACUUUUCAUGAAAUGUCCAUACCGAAUCAUUAUCUUUGGCUUUAUCAUGAUAAAACAUUACUUUAUAUGUCUAAGUUGACUCUGGUACUCUCUUGUGCGAUGAAGUUCGAAUCUUACCCUCAUGAUACUCAAAUUUGUUCAAUGAUGAUAGAAAGCUUAUCACAUACGACGCAAGAUUUGGUCUUCAUAUGGAACAUGACCGAUCCGUUAGUAGUAAAUCCCGAAAUUGAACUGCCACAGCUUGAUAUAUCGAACAACUACACAACCGAUUGUACGAUCGAGUAUUCGACUGGAAACUUCACGUGUAUUCAGAUCGUUUUUAAUUUAAGAAGAAGAUUAGGAUACCACCUGUUCCACACGUACAUACCUUCAGCCCUUAUCGUUGUAAUGUCCUGGAUUGCCUUCUGGAUCAAACCCGAAGCAAUUCCAGCUCGAGUUACACUUGGUGUAACAUCACUCCUCACACUUGCAACUCAGAAUACACAGUCUCAACAAUCGUUACCACCCGUUUCGUAUGUGAAAGCCAUUGACGUAUGGAUGUCAUCGUGCAGCGUCUUUGUAUUCCUGUCCCUCAUGGAAUUCGCCGUAGUCAAUAAUUACAUGGGUCCUGUUGCAACGAAAGCCAUGAAAGGCUACUCCGAUGAGGAUCUUAGGGAAGCUAUCGAUGAAUUUAAGACCCCGAUGAGGCCCGAUUCCGAGAGAAGCAGAAGUCCUGUAAGGCCACCUACCGUCCAGUACGAUACUUGCUGUCAGGGUAGGGCGACGGCAAUUUACAUCGAUAAAAUCUCCAGAUUCUUCUUCCCCUUCUCAUUUUUCAUCCUGAACGUCGUUUAUUGGAGCACCUUCCUAUAAAAUAAGAAGAAUCUCCGCCACGUUUACUGAUUAAUCAAUCAGCGAACAUAGACAUUCAAAAGAAAUCAAAAAAGAAACGUGAUUCAGUAGUGCCUUUUAUACAGUGUUGAUAAAAAGUUAGCUAAUGUUAUCAAGACUUAUUGUUUGGCUUGAAAUAAUGAAAACUAAUAUAAGUUUAUAUAUAAAUGAAUAUUUUAUGAUGUAUCAUUUACCACGUUUGUGUUAUCUACAAUUAUAUGGAAAUCAAAAAUGCUUGAUAUGCAACAAGGAAAAAUAUAAAUUAAGUUAUCAAAUUAACUAGAAUUCAAAAACUAUAUGUAAUAUAUUUAAAAAACUUUUCAUUAUUUGAACAUAAACAACUUUAUUAUCAUCCUGUAUAAAAUCUAUACUUACAAAUCGCAUUAAUAUUAACGUACGUUAUAAUUU